Messenger RNA from Linum tenue, 729 nucleotides. The record is from the annotation of a GenBank genome assembly. Lineage: Eukaryota; Viridiplantae; Streptophyta; Magnoliopsida; Malpighiales; Linaceae.
AUGAAUGUUGAUGCAAGUUGUAUUACUACGCUCGUAGAGCGUUGGCGACCCGAGAUGUCGACCUUCCACUUGCCAUUUGGUGAGGUCAUGAUCACUUUAGAGGAUGUUGUGACACUAAUCGGUCUAGCAAUCGACGGUGAUGUCGUCGUAGUAGACAUACCAGAUGAGGAGUGGUCGAAUAUAUGUAUGAGACUGUUAGGAUGGGUUCCUGAUGAUCUUUCCAGCGGUGUCGUUAGGAUUGGUUGGUUGAGGGAUGAAUUCAGUCAUCUCCCGACAAAUGCAUCCCAGGAAACUACAGAGCAGUUUGCACGAGCUUAUGCUCUAUCUCUGAUGGGAGUUGUACUGUUCCCGUAUCAGUCUAGAGCUACGGUGCAACUACAGUACCUACUUUUGGUGGAGGAUUGGCAGAGAGCUGGACCGUACGCCCGGGGAGCAGCUGUUUUAGCCUACCUAUACCGUGAGAUGGUUAGGUCGGUUUUGCACAUUACGCAUUCCUCCUCUUCCCUAGGAGGUGACCUUGUUGGAUGGAUCCUCUUACUGCAGCUCUGGGCAUGGGAUCGAUUUCCAUAUCUAAUACCGCGACAUGCAGAGAGGAAAGCGCAGAUUACCGAGGAUGCAUUCCUACCUGGUGUUCGAUGGCUUCCGGCAAAAACUCGUCAGUACAGUGACCAAUUAUUCCUGUACAAGUUGUGGUUCGACGAGAUGGAGACCAUGGUGGUUAGUAUAUAA